Messenger RNA from Mesorhabditis belari, 444 nucleotides. Lineage: Eukaryota; Metazoa; Nematoda; Chromadorea; Rhabditida; Rhabditidae. The record is from the annotation of a GenBank genome assembly.
AUGGAUCACAUUUUCAUGCCUGGGAUGGUCGGUCAUUCUCCAUUGAUCGGUUCGUAUGAUCAAAGAUGGGGUGCCCGAUUUGUCCCUUCAGCUGGGAUUUAUGAUAUUGAAUUGAGAUCAAAAAUGCUCAAGUUGGGUCAAGCGAGUGACUACCGAGUACAUGAGGGGAUCUAUGCAAUGCUGGCAGGUCCCCAAUACGAAUCAACUGCUGAGAUCGAUUAUCUGAGAUUGAUUGGAGCGGAUAUUGUUGGAAUGUCCGUUUCCCACGAGACUCUCGUCGCUCACCAAAUGGGUAUCCGAGUGUUGGCGAUGGCGUUGAUCACUAAUGAUCUUCAAGACGCAUCGAAAUGUGGUGCAAAUCUCAAAUCCGAGGAUGUUCUCGAAGCAGCCGAAGAAGCCGCGAAUAGGGCAAGGACAUUGAUUUUGGGAUUGAUUUCACAGGAA